Messenger RNA from Aspergillus campestris IBT 28561, 696 nucleotides. Its product is annotated as peptide alpha-N-acetyltransferase complex B subunit NAT3. Gene Ontology annotation, cellular component: NatB complex. Gene Ontology annotation, biological process: N-terminal peptidyl-methionine acetylation. Bases 15 to 587 code for a protein of 190 amino acids. Gene Ontology annotation, molecular function: protein-N-terminal amino-acid acetyltransferase activity. The record is from RefSeq and is a predicted model, not a curated record. Lineage: Eukaryota; Fungi; Ascomycota; Eurotiomycetes; Eurotiales; Aspergillaceae. The transcript is spliced from 3 exons.
ACUCAAUUAGCAUCAUGAGCUCCAUCCGGCGCAUGUCGCCCCUCGACAUCUUCAACCUCAACCAGACCAACCUCGACCCCCUCACCGAGAACUAUGACCUGGGUUUCUACCUCAACUACAUGAUGCGCUGGCCGUCGCUCUUCAGCGGGGUGACGGACCGGCGGGAUGGGAUUGUUGGAUAUAUCAUGGGCAAGCUCGAAGAACAACACCCCUCCAUGCGUCACUCGGAACACUACACCCCCUGGCACGGCCACAUCACCGUGCUGACCGUUGCGCCCGCCUGGCGCCGACUCGGCCACGCGCGCCGUCUGACCGAGCGGCUCGAGAGCGGCUCCGAUAUCAACGACGCUUGGUUUGUGGAUCUUUAUGUGCGGGCGGGCAAUAAGAUCGCGGUGGAUAUGUAUAAGGGGAUGGGAUACUCCGUCUUCCGCAGAGUCGUCAAUUACUACAGCGAUGAUCCGUCGGGGAUGUCCGAGUCGGGCGAGGACGCCUACGAUAUGCGCAAGCCGUGCAGUCGGGAUAAGAAGCUGGAGCAUGUGAGGGACAAGGGAGAGGACUUUUUGGUGAGUCCGGAGGAUGUGUCUUAGCUCAAGUUGAGCGGGGAGUGUUUCUAGCAUUGGGAGUUUGGUUCUUUUGGGGUUUCUGCAGCAUAGUUUAGAAUUCAUAUAUACGUGGCAUUAUAGCAUUAUAUGGCAU